UCCUUUGACCAGGACCGCGGAGUCGGGUCAGACGGACGUCUCACACUCCGCCGGUCUGACGGUACUCGUUGGUACUCUUUCCAGCGAUGGUGGUCGGCGGCGCCGCGCUGGCGCUACUGCUGGCGGCGGCCGCCUCGCUGGCCUGCUUAGAAAUCCCCGACUACCGCGGCUCUCCAUCGGACACGGAGGCGUUCGCCCGCUGGACGCUGGACUCGAGCACAGGCGGCGGAGGCGGCUCGUGCCGAUGCUGCGGCCUCUGCAACGGGAGGACAGAGUGCAGCGCCCUCUCCUACCGACCCGACACGCGGCAGUGCCUCCUCUUCAGCAAGGUGGCCUCCUACAGCAACUUCGAGCGGAGUUUCGAGCAGGGUGGACCAAAGUACUUCAUAAUGCCGGGCCGCUCGGAGCGCGACCAGUUCUGCCGGCAGUCGUCGGACUGUACGGACUCGACCCUCAGCUGCAUCGGCCACAUCUGCACCGACGACCCGACCAUCACCUGCCGGGACGUGCUCACUCUGCGCGGCGGAGACGCUCCUCUGGAGGGGUUCCACUGGGGCGCCAUCACUGGCCGCACACUGCCCCUCAACUGCGCCCUGGACGGCUUCACCCUGCUCAUGAAGGCCUCCGCAUACGGCUUGACCUGGAGCAGCGACAACUGGAAGAGUCACAGUCACCCUCCCGCUGAUCCCCGUCAUGAAUUCCAGCAUGAAGCCUACUCCAUCAUGGCCGAGGCUGAGCUGAUCCGCGACUCGGCCGCAGAGAAGCACUUUCAGAUAAUGCUCAGGGGCUGGUACUCCGACUCCAUGGGCGGUGGCUACUUUGAGGGCCUGAAUAUGACCCUCGAACGGUCCACGCCACUUCUUGCCACCUCCCCUCCCGACCCGGCACUGGUCCUCGAAAUACAGGCGCUCGGAGAGAAGAGUUCCAUCAAUGGAACACAGCAAGUUUGCCACCAGAACAAGUGCCAAUGGACGGUGCAUGGCGUGCUGACAGUCCCCUAUCAACACGGACCCGUAUACCUCCUGACGACAAACACCAAUCCGUACAUAGAAUCAGACACUGGUCCGUUCCACGAUUAUGGCACACUCAUUAACGCGUACGGCGAUCUGCGCUGGAUGUUCUUUUCAUUCGUUUACAAUCAUCAACCCGACUACGUCCAGUAUCACAUCGGAGAGUGAGGCGAUGAAGCUAUGCGCAACACGCGUCGCAUGCCGAUCCGUUUAGUUUUGGCAUGGGCCCUUUUUCUCUCCAAGCAUGUUCUUGAAAUGGAGAAACGACCCUCUACACAGGAAUAGCCUUCAAGCACGGGGAUGCACUCGCCGCUAGUGCCAGCGAUUGGCAAUUAUCGUAAUAGACCCAGCCAUUGCGAAGAUAUUGUGAUCGGAGCAAUUCUGAUAGUUGACUCGGCUGAUGCCAUGAAUCACCCACUUACAUCCAAAUUAGUCAGUUUAGUCAAGGGAUUAGAGAGGUGUUAUCUGACGUUGUUUCCUACAAUAUUUAAGUGACAUUGGAUCAUGCUGUUUCGAAGCAAUUAGCGGCAUUAAAAUUGCUCAAAAGCUAUGCACCUGUGCCUGUAGAAUCGGCUAGAGGAAUAUGGCGUACCACCGCGUUCGGGACAGUCUGUUUACUACGAUCUUCAGCCACCAACCGUCCAAAGACUUGCGCCAAGACACCAGGAUAGCAGACAGUGAGCGAACAGCGUGCCGGGACAGCGGAAAACGCUCCGGGACAGCGGGCGUCUGCAACAAUCACCGACUGUUCCUUCUGUCAUCGCCCGCUCGCAUGCCCCAGCCCCACCCCACAGUGUGCUGUUAGUGAUUGGAUGUCGCCGGCACGCCAAGGAAGACGAGGCGCUAGUUUGACGGCGCGAGUGGAGCGACGAAUGCGUCCUUCGAAGAGACGGUGUCACGCGAUCGGGAAUCACUGCACUGUGUUUGAUGGACAUAAAUCUAUACGCUCAUGAAUUGAGUGACCCGUCUACUAGCGUGAUAGCACACACACACGAGGCUGCCUGUGAUUAGCGAACGACUAGUUUAAAUGUGAGCUGCAAUUGUAUGUGAAAUAAAGUUGCGUAAUUUAUGGGGACACACAAUCUUCAGCACGCUAAGACCCCAAUUCAUCGUUAGUCGUUUUAAAGUAGAACUUUAGAUUGGUUCUGAAUUACAUACUACAUAUGAAAUAAAUGGACCUGUAUGAGAA
Amphibalanus amphitrite is the source of this 2199-nucleotide messenger RNA. RefSeq lists its product as uncharacterized. Lineage: Eukaryota; Metazoa; Arthropoda; Thecostraca; Balanomorpha; Balanidae. Bases 87 to 1178 code for a protein of 363 amino acids. The record is from RefSeq and is a predicted model, not a curated record. The transcript has 2 exons.